GCGGAGAGAGCAUCCAAGACCUAUGUUAGGUGCCGGGAUAUUUGGGAUGGAUUCCGGUAUCGCAUCAUGUUUCGUGGAGUUUGCUCGUGUACGGACGUGCUAGCCCACAGGAGGGUACACACAUUUUGGCCGACACUCUCUGAUUUUCAGAGGACUGCAACGGCCGGGUGUGGAAGAUGUUGUUUCAUUGUGCAGAGUAUCGCCCUGUUCCAAACGAGGUUUACUGGGAUCGAUCCUGGGCGAAUUCAGGUGCACAUAAGAAACAGUGGUUUUCUCGAGUAUCAAGGCGAUUUUUCUAGGAUUCGAGUCAGAUGGCUCCUUGACGGCUCGAUUCCAACUUUGGAACCAAAUUUGGCUCAGCUACGCCAGGAAUAUGGGAGCAUUGAUCUCGAGCUGUAUGCGGACGAAGGUUAUACCACGGAUCAUCGCCUUUUCUGUCGGACACUACCGCCAAUAAGGUCCGACGAUAAUCUCUGUUUUGACAAGAUCAAACACUGGAUUGAUGAGUGCAUGCGGGAGCACGGGUGUGGACUUGUUAUGACUGAGAGAGGACUCCCUACGCGGCUGGUAGAUGUGAGUCCUGACGACCAGACUGAAAGUAUUAGGCUUGCCAUCGGUUCAGAAAUCACGAGCAAUGACACGCAAUUUGCGGCACUUAGCCAUUGCUGGGGCGACAAAAGAGAUCGACUCAAGGCAGUCCCAAAGACAAAGAUUGACACAUUACAACGACACCUGGAAAGGAUCGAAUGGGAGGAUCUGACACCAACAUUUCGCGAUACCAUCGCAGUCGUUCGUCGGCUUGGGCUGAAAUAUGUCUGGAUCGACUCGCUCUGCAUCGUGCAGGACGAUCCAGCAGACUUUGCGCGAGAGGCGGCGCGCAUGGCUUUGGUCUACAGCCAGGCACACGUUGUCAUUGCUGCGACCAGAGGGAGCACUGGGGAUGCGGGCCUCUUCCACGAUCGACGAGGGGCGCAAAGAAUAACCAUCCAUGACACUCAUCCACGCAAGAGGUCUUACCUUCAUGUAAAUGAGGCCAUUUCACACGAUGCUUUCUUGACAAGUGACCCCUAUUGUUUCAACACAACGCCACUGUUCGAACGAGCCUGGUGCUUUCAAGAGCGACUCCUUGGAAAAAGAGUAGUGCAUUUUUCAGCCGAGGAGAUUUUUUUUGAGUGUGGAGAAAAUCUUGAUUGUGAGUGCAAGUAUAUCAAACCUCAAAGACAAUCAGGGACGUUCAAGACCAAAACUCUGAAAUCUCUCAGUCGCGUUGUAACUCCAACGUCCCAGGUUGAGCUGUGGUAUUCUGUGGUGGAGCCAUACUCUGCAUGCGCACUACACAACGAGAGGGAUAGGCUGCCAGCCCUGUCCGCUUUUGCUGGACUGGUUGCCUCGACUGAUCUGGGCAACUAUUGCGCCGGGCUAUGGAGGUAUGAAUUCCCAUCAGGGCUGCUAUGGCGAGCUGUUCGAGCGCCCCCUGGAGAGACCCAGACCUAUCGUCCUGAGAAAUACUGUGGUCCGUCGUGGUCGUGGAUCGCUGUACGUGCUCGAAUGGAAGCUCACAUCAACUGGCACCCUGAGAACGAGGUCGUUGCAGAAGUGUUGGAUGUUCAAACCAUUCCGACUAGCCUCGAGGAUCCCUUUGGAGCCGUAGAUGCGGCUUUUCUGAUCCUUGCAGGACCCGCGGUUUCCGUUACUCUUCAACAAGAAGGUUCUGGACACCAUCAAACACGCGACUGUUUCAUGAGUCUUGUUCACAACUUCAUGGACUCAGGCGAGAACCACGCAGCCACUGGCAAUGUCGAAAAUCCCGAACGUGCCCACAGCGGUAGUCCUAUUUCUCACAGUACUGAAAGACAGCCAUUUCAACUAGACGUGCCUGCAGCGGCCAACGGCAAGCAGGCAGUGUGCAUUGCAGUUGAAAGAUGGCACCCUCGAAUCAACAGUGGGCAGGGAACAUGCCUCGUGCUCCAAGCGGUUCCGGGCGAAGCAACAUACACUCGUCUUGGAGUUUCGUUCUGUCUCGCUUCGUGGUUUCAAGCAGCACGCCGGAUGGAGGUCAAGAUCGUCUGACCUGGUCUUGACUUUCCAGCGACUUGUACCGUAUAUUUUGGUGAAUUACAUCGGUCGAUGCUCUGGAGUGUGUACCAGUUGUUCAUAGGCUUGCAGUGGCAGAAAUAGAGCAAAACGGAUAUCACAGUGAGAACAGAUCUGGGUUACGUGCAAACCGGUCAGUGUGGAAGGAUCGCUUGAUCGCGUAUAUGAGUGGG
Molecule: messenger RNA, 2267 nt
Organism: Cladophialophora immunda
Lineage: Eukaryota; Fungi; Ascomycota; Eurotiomycetes; Chaetothyriales; Herpotrichiellaceae
Exons: 2
Coding region: 67-2070 (667 amino acids)
Source: RefSeq, a predicted model, not a curated record